Pteropus alecto (black flying fox) is the source of this 2970-nucleotide messenger RNA. It is a transcript of the gene MAPT, whose product is annotated as microtubule associated protein tau. The transcript is spliced from 15 exons. Gene Ontology annotation, molecular function: microtubule binding. The record is from RefSeq and is a predicted model, not a curated record. Gene Ontology annotation, cellular component: neuron projection. The coding region runs from base 174 to 2498 and encodes 774 amino acids. NCBI's taxonomy places the organism in Eukaryota, Metazoa, Chordata, Mammalia, Chiroptera, Pteropodidae. Gene Ontology annotation, biological process: microtubule cytoskeleton organization; neuron projection development.
CUCGCUGGUGCACGCGCUCGCAGUCUCCGUCACCCACCCGCUCCGGCACCAGCACCAGCACCAGCACCGCCGCCACCGCCCACCUUCUGCCGCCGCCACCACAGAUACUUUCUCCUCUGCUUUCCUCUACUGUCCUCGCCCUCUGUCAACUAUCAGGUGGCCCUUGAACCAGGAUGGCUGAGCCCCGCCAAGAGUUCAACAUGAUGGAAGAUCAUGCUGGGACGUAUGGGCUGGGGGACAGGAAAGAUCUUCCCUCCCAGGGGGGCUACACCCUUCUGCAAGACCGUGAGGGUGACGCAGACCAUGGCCUGAAAGAGUCUCCCCUGCAGACUCCCGCCGAUGACGGAUCUGAGGAACCGGGCUCUGAAACCUCUGAUGCUAAGAGCACUCCGACGGCCGAAGACGUGACAGCACCCUUAGUAGAUGAGGGAGCCCCUGGCGAGCAGGCGGCUGCUCAGCACCGCACGGAGAUCCCAGAAGGAACCACAGCUGAAGAAGCAGGCAUCGGAGACACCCCCAACCUGGAAGACCAAGCUGCUGGACAUGUGACUCAAGAACCUGGAAGUGUCAAGAUCGUCCAGGAAAGCAUCCUCAGAGAGCCAGGGCACGCUGGAGAUGAAGCCGCGGACCCGAGGACCCUGGGUCUCACCUACCAGCCUGUGUCCCACAUGCCUGGGGCUCCCAUCCUGCCUGAAGACCCCAAAGAAGCCAUGUACCAGCCUUCAGGGGCGGAACCUGAGGUUGCAGAGCAAAGCCGCCAUGGCCUGCGUUUGCUGGAACACCAGCUUUCGGGAGACCUACGCCUGGAGGGGCCACUUCCGAAGAGAGACCAGGGCAAAGAGAGGCUGCGGGGCGAGGAGGUCGAUGAGGACCGUGACAUCGAUGAGUCCUCACCCCAGGAAUCCCCUCCCUCCCAGGUCUCCCCAGGUCUGCAGAGCUCCCCAACCCAAGGGGGGCCAUCCCCACAGACAGUUUCCAGAGAAGCCACUGGCACCCCCGGUUUCCCAGCCGAGGGUGCCAUCCCCCUCCCUGUUGAUCUCCUCCCCAAAGUUUCCAUAGAGCCCGAUGGGCCCAGUGCACAGCCCACGGCGGACGGGCACGUUGGGCCCCCCGAGUUCACGUUCCACGUGGAAAUCAGAGCCAGUGUGCAGAAGGAACAGGGGUGUUCAGAGGUGGAUUGGGAAGGCACUGCACUUUCGGGGGGCCCCAGAGAGAAGCAAGCUCCCCAGGACCCUUCCGAGGGAGAGGACACAAAGAAGACUGACCUUCCAGAACCAUCUGGAAAGCAGCCUGCAGCUGGUCUGCCAGGAAAGCCCGUCAGCCGGGUCCCUCAACUGAAAGCUCGCAUGGUCAGUAAAGGCAAAGAUGGGACUGGAAACGAUGACAAGAAAACCAAGACAUCCACACCUUCCUCUGCUAAAACCCUGAAAAAUAGGCCUUGCCUUAGCCCCAAACGCCCCACUCCUGGUAGCUCAGACCCUUUGAUCAAACCCUCCAGCCCUGCCGUGUGCCCAGAGCCAUCUUCCUCUCCUAAACACGUCUCUUCUGUCACACCCCGAACUGGCAGUUCUGGAGCAAAGGAGAUGAAAGUCAAGGGGGCAGACACUAAAACCGGAACAAAGAUUGCCACACCCCGGGGAGCAGCCCCUCCUGGCCAGAAAGGCCCGGCCAAUGCUACCAGGAUUCCAGCGAAAACCACACCGUCACCAAAGACCCCGCCAGGCACAGGUGAAUCUGGAAAAUCUGGAGAUCGCAGUGGCUACAGCAGCCCCGGCUCCCCGGGCACCCCGGGCAGCCGCUCCCGUACCCCAUCCCUGCCAACCCCGCCCACCCGGGAGCCCAAGAAGGUGGCAGUGGUCCGCACCCCACCCAAGUCACCAUCUUCAGCCAAGAGCCGCCUGCAGACCGCCCCAGUGCCCAUGCCAGACCUGAAGAACAUCAGGUCCAAAGUUGGCUCCACUGAAAAUCUGAAGCACCAGCCAGGAGGCGGGAAGGUGCAGAUAAUUAAUAAGAAGCUGGAUCUUAGCAACGUCCAGUCCAAGUGUGGCUCAAAGGAUAAUAUCAAACACGUGCCAGGAGGCGGCAGUGUGCAAAUAGUCUACAAACCAGUGGACCUGAGCAAGGUGACCUCCAAGUGUGGCUCAUUAGGCAACAUCCAUCAUAAGCCAGGAGGUGGCCAGGUGGAGGUAAAAUCUGAGAAGCUGGACUUCAAGGAUAGAGUCCAGUCGAAGAUCGGGUCCCUGGAUAACAUCACCCACGUCCCCGGCGGAGGGAAUAAAAAGAUCGAAACCCACAAGCUGACCUUCCGUGAGAACGCCAAAGCCAAGACAGACCACGGGGCGGAGAUCGUGUACAAGUCUCCCGUGGUGUCCGGGGACACGUCUCCGAGACACCUCAGCAACGUGUCCUCCACGGGCAGCAUCGACAUGGUAGACUCGCCCCAGCUCGCCACACUAGCCGACGAAGUGUCCGCCUCCCUGGCCAAGCAGGGUUUGUGAUCAGGCCCCCCGGGGCGGUCAAUAAUCGUGGAGAGAAGAGAGAGAGAGUGUGGAAAAAAAAAGAAUAAUGACCUGGCCCUUCGCCCUCUGCCCUCCCCCAGCUGCUCCUCACAGAUCGGUUAAUCGGUUAAUCACUUAACCUGCUUUUGUCGCUCGGCUCUGGCUCGGGACUUCAAAAUCAGUGAUGGGAAUAAGAACAAAUUUCAUCUUUCCAAAUUGAUGGGUGGGCUAGGAAUAAUAAAAUAUUUUUCAAAACACUUUAAGAGACGACCACACCCAACAUUUCCUUGGGCAAUUACUUUUGAUUCUUUUUUUUUCCCCUCUGAGUAGAAGAGGGAGGAGAGGCUCUGAAAGGUGCUUUUGGGGAAUUUCAAGGGACUGGGGGAACCCUUCCUCUGGCUCCGUCCUGGGGGUGUCAAAGAGGCAGCGACAACAACAAAGGAUUUGACACUUGGUGGUUGGUGGAGCCACA